GUGAAAAUAGUAUUAAACGAAUAUUUGAUUAGGAAAAAAUGUUGCAUUUUGUUUUUCUCCCCUUUCUCGAAUAUAUCUCUUCCGAUAUGUUUUUCAUGUGAACAUACUUAUAAUUAGGUCCAUACAAAUAUGUAAAUAUAUAUUGUCCCAUGUUUUUUACCAUUUUGCAUACAGAUACAUUAUUUAGAAUCAAGGUAGCUGAUAAUUGUUUUUUUGCAAGAUUUAUUGCCUUUUUUAAUGACUUUCCAACAUGGAUGCCGAUUAUGAUCCAGAGGAAUAUAGCACAAAUGAAAUGUACAUUUUACCAGGUGAUGAAUUGAAAUUAGAAAACCAGUCUGAAGAAGAUUCAAGGGAGAGCUCUUUUUGUGUUAGCACAGUUUGUGACAAAAUCUUUGCUUGUUAUGUUUGUUCACAAAUUUUACCUUGGGACAGGGUUUCAUCUAGAAAUAUUAGACCCUUUCUUGAAGGACAGACUUAUAUAUGCAAUUAUUGCGACAAGAAAAGCUCUGACAGUAGUAACAAACCUAAAAGUCUAUUGGAUGACAGGGAUAAUGAAUCCCUCAAAGCAGCUAUAAUUGAAACUAUAAACAAUCAAGGAAUUAAUUUUGACACUGUAUACCAGUCUGGAAUUAUACAUCCACCCCAUGGUACCAGUAUGUUAACAUCACAUCCUGGUGAUGUUACACAUCAAAAUUCAGAGGAUUAUCAUCCCCCUUUUUCUGCCAAGGGAAGUAACUUAUUUUCAGUUCAUUCUGAAGAAAGAGUUGGUGAUUUGCCUAUUUUUAAAGUUGGCCAAAUUCAUAAUCAGUUUGUUGAAAGAAAACUUGAAAAUGAAUCGCGAGAAAGUUACACAAAAUUACAAACAGUUAAUCAAGUAAUAAAUGUUCAAGGAAAUGCUGAAAAAGAUUUAGUAAAAAAGUAUCAGAAUAUAACAGAAGAGAUGCUAAAGCAGGGGGAAAGACGUUAUGAAUGUUCUUUAUGUGACAAAAAAUUUAAACGUAGUGCUCAUCUUCAACGUCAUGUAAGAACACAUACAGCAGAGGGGCCGAUAUUUAAAUGUGACGAAUGUGAUAAAUGCUAUAGAGAUUCGUAUAAUUUAGUGCGGCACAAAAAGUGGCAUCAGAAAGAUGUGAUUCCAUUUGAUCCAAAACCAUUCACUUGUGGCAUUUGCGAGAAGAAAUUCCGUGAUAAUUAUGAUUUGCAGCGCCACAUAAGAAUUCACACUGGUGAAACACCAUUUAAAUGCUACAUGUGUGAUCAAGGGUUUAUUGAUAACAGGAGCAUGCAAAAGCAUGUAAAACAACAUAAAGGGGAAAGACUCUGUAUUUGUCCCAUUUGUAAAAAGGGUUUUAUUGAUAAUAGGGCUUUAAAUAGGCACAUAAGAACAUACAAUGGAGAACUUCAUUAUAAGUGCGAUAUUUGUGAUAAAACGUUCAGUAAAAAAGCAGAUGUUUUAUUUCAUAUGAAUACACACUCUAAUAAACUCCAAUUUAAGUGCGAGUUUUGUAAGGAAAGUUUUAGAUCUCUAAGCAAUUAUGAAAUGCAUCAGAAAAUCCACAUUGAUCAGAUAACAUCUAUUGUAGCUUCACCAUCAGGGUUGGGGAGUAAGGAGGAUGAGAUACUAGAUCCACUGGUAAAUAGGGAGGAGUGUGGGAUAUAGGUGGAGUAAAGGGGUACAUGUGUACAGUAUUCAACAACCAAUUAAGUAGAAAAUUUACAGAAAUUGCAAACUAUUGUUAAGUCAAUUUU
This is a messenger RNA of Mytilus trossulus (common blue mussel), 1749 nucleotides long. RefSeq names its product zinc finger protein Xfin-like. Gene Ontology annotation, molecular function: RNA polymerase II cis-regulatory region sequence-specific DNA binding; DNA-binding transcription factor activity, RNA polymerase II-specific. Bases 251 to 1660 code for a protein of 469 amino acids. NCBI's taxonomy places the organism in Eukaryota, Metazoa, Mollusca, Bivalvia, Mytilida, Mytilidae. The transcript has 2 exons. Gene Ontology annotation, biological process: regulation of DNA-templated transcription. The record is from RefSeq and is a predicted model, not a curated record.